CGAGUUGGGUUUUCUAUACCUUGUUUUGAGAACAAGAAACCAAGAAAAGAAGAGAACAUCCCCCGACAAAUAUAACUCCGGUUUUCUUCCUAGAUUUUCUAAGCACUUCAAUUCCUUCUUCGGUGAUUACAGAAGAAAAAGAAGAAGAAGAAGCAAAUAGGCUGUGUUAGAAAAAUGGCAGACAAUCAUGAAUUACCAGAGGCAACUAUCCAGAACAUACUGGACCAAGAGAGCUUGAAAUGGGUUUUUGUUGGUGGCAAAGGAGGUGUGGGUAAAACCACUUGUAGCUCGAUUCUUUCCAUCCUCUUGGCUCGGGUCCGAUCCUCUGUCCUCAUUAUAUCCACGGAUCCUGCUCAUAAUCUCAGCGAUGCUUUUCAACAGCGAUUCACAAAGACUCCCACUUUGGUCAAUGGUUUCAACAAUUUAUAUGCCAUGGAGGUGGAUCCUACUGUGGAAAAUGAAGAUGUGAAUGGGCCUGAAGGAAUGGAUGGUUUAUUUUCUGACUUGGCAAAUGCAAUUCCUGGAAUUGAUGAGGCAAUGAGCUUUGCUGAGAUGCUUAAGUUGGUGCAAUCAAUGGAUUAUUCUUGCAUUGUAUUCGACACUGCCCCAACUGGACAUACACUUCGGCUUUUACAGUUUCCUGCUACAUUAGAGAAGGGACUUGGAAAAAUGAUGUCUUUGAAAAGCAAAUUUGGUGGCUUAUUGAGUCAGAUGACCCGUAUGUUCGGGAUUGAUGAUGAAUUUGGGGAGGAUGCAAUUUUGGGGAGGCUUGAAGGCAUGAAAGAUGUGAUUGAACAAGUUAAUAAGCAGUUCAAAGACCCGGACUUGACGACCUUUGUCUGCGUUUGCAUUCCAGAGUUCCUCUCUCUCUAUGAAACAGAGAGACUGGUGCAGGAACUCACCAAGGUUGAAAUUGAUACACAUAAUAUUAUCAUUAACCAAGUAAUUUUCGAUGAUGAAGUUGUAGUGUCCAAGUUAUUAAAAGCAAGAAUGCGGAUGCAACAAAAGUACAUUGACCAAUUUUACAUGUUAUAUGAUGACUUUAACAUCACUAAGCUGCCACUGCUCCCACAAGAGGUUACUGGGGUUGAAGCUCUGAAAGCGUUUUCCCUUCAUUUUCUUUCACCAUAUCAACCAUCCUGCAAAAGAGGAACAGUUGAAGAACUCGAGCAAAGAACAUCGAUGUUAAAGCAACAGUUAUCAGAAGCUGAAGCAGAACUCGAGAAACUCCGGAAAGGAGGCGACAAGGCAUGAAUGCUGUUAUAUAUAUAACUUUGUACCAAUGUAUGCCCCCUUUUCUGCUUGCUGAUUCACUCAGGCCAAAUAUAAUAUCAUGGUACACCGUUUGACUUGAAUUAAACAGAAUUUAGCAUUCUAUUGUGUUGUUGGAUAAUGUUACAUUAGCAUAAAUUUAUUUUAGAAAAAUGUAAUUCU
This is a messenger RNA of Hibiscus syriacus, 1434 nucleotides long. RefSeq names its product ATPase ARSA2-like. The record is from RefSeq and is a predicted model, not a curated record. The coding region runs from base 175 to 1254 and encodes 359 amino acids. Gene Ontology annotation, cellular component: GET complex. Gene Ontology annotation, biological process: post-translational protein targeting to endoplasmic reticulum membrane. Gene Ontology annotation, molecular function: ATP hydrolysis activity; ATP binding. The transcript has 7 exons. NCBI's taxonomy places the organism in Eukaryota, Viridiplantae, Streptophyta, Magnoliopsida, Malvales, Malvaceae.